ACAGUGCAUAUGUUUGUGUUCCAUUUGAAUCUCUCUUUUUUUCUCAUUUCAAAUGAUUGACAAAAUGUGAAUAAAAUAUUGUUCAAUCGAUGAAUGAUCUGAAUUUCAAGUCAGAAAAGAAAACGAAACUUUCUCUCUCUCUCUCUCUCUCUGUGUGUGUGUUUGAUUAAUUAAAUUAUAAUAACAAUAAUAAUUCCCGAAUGGAAGUUCUCAUUUUCAAUGUUUUCAAUGCUGUUUAUCAAGAAAAUUUGCCAUUGCUCAAGGAUUUGAUUCGUCCAUUAACGAAAGCCCAAAUCAAAACGAUUACAUCGAGCAAAUUGGAAGGUACAACAUUGUUAUUAAUAGCUGCACGACAUGGCCAUUAUCAAAUGAUCAAAUAUUUGAUUGAAAAUUGUUAUGUUGACAUUGAACAGGUUGGAAAAGUUGAAUUCGAUGGCGAAACUGUACAUGAUACGCCCCCAUUAUGGUGUGCUGCAGCCGCUGGCAAUAUUGAUUGUGUCAAAUUAUUGAUUGAAAAUGGCGCAAAUGUCAAUUGUACGACACAUACAAAUUCCACGCCGUUAAGAGCUGCAUGUUUUGAUGGCCAUUUUGUAAUUGUCAAGUAUUUGGUAGAGAAUGGUGCCGAUAUCGAAAUAGCAAAUAAACUUGGCCAUACUUGUUUGAUGAUAUCUUGUUUUAAACGCCAUUAUAAUAUAGCCUCAUAUUUGAUUGAACAAGGCUGUCAGAUCAAUAGACAAAGUGUUAAAGGCAACACAGCAUUACAUGAUUGUGCUGAAUCAAAUAGUAUGGACAUAAUGAAAUUAUUGAUAAAAAAUGGUGCCAUUCCUAAACGUGAUUGUUUUGGACUAACACCAUUAAUGACAGCAUGUAUUAAUGGUAAUACGGAAAUUUUCAAUUAUCUUAAAUCAGUUUUCAAUUGUACAAUUGAAGAAGAAACCGAUGCUUAUCGAUUAUUGGGUGCUACAUUUGUGGAUAAAUUAUAUAAUAUGAAUGAAGCUCUUAAAUAUUGGAAACAAGCAGCAAUAUUGACUAGAAAAUGUAGUAAAAAAUAUUUAGAUAGCCUGAUCAAUACAGAUGAAUCAUAUAAGAAAGCAUAUAAUAAUUCAAUGGAAUUUCGAACUAAAGAAGAUCUUGAAAUUAUUAUAUAUGAUCCAGAGCUAAUGAAAUAUCAAGCAAUGAUGAUUCGUGAACGUGUAUUGAGUAUUCAUCAUCCAGAUACUUAUUAUUUUAUUCGUAUUCAUGGUGAAUCAUUUGCUGAAUCGGGAAAAUAUUUACGAUGUAUGUCAAUGUGGAUGUAUAAUCUUGAACAGCAACAGAAUAAUUCAAAACCUUUAAAUGAUAUUACACAAAAUAGUUUUCUAUCGUUGAUUGAAUUAUUCACAUUGAUUUGUCAUAAAAAAGAAUCUGAUUUAAAUGCAUGUGAUAUAUACAAAGUUUUAGAGAUGGCCAUCUCACAAGUAUUGAUUUCGUGCAAUAUAACAACGAAUAAUGUUGGCGGUGGUCGUAAUAGCCGUAUUCAACGUAUCAUUGAUAAUAAAGCAUUAGUUAAAGAUGAACGUUUCAUGUUCGAUGGAUUCCUUAAUCCAUUAGAUCGUCAGUUCCUUAUUGUUAUACAUUUGAUUGAUUUUAUGUGCCAAUUGAAACGGAAAAUGUGUCCAGAAAUUUGGCUUUCGUUCCAGAAGCUAAUGUGUCGUUUUUUAUCUUGUGAUCCAAGAUCAACAAAUUCACAAUCAUUAUUACAUAUUAUUUGUAUAUUAUCAUCAGAAAAUGAAACAUUAUCAACAAAUGAAAUUUCAUUUUUCAAUAUAUUCAAAUUUAUUGUUGAUCUAAGUACAAAUCUGAACGUUGUUGAUAUACGUGGCAAUACAGCAUUACAUUUUCUAUUGGAUAGUGAUCAAGUGAAUCCAGAAAUGGUUGAAUAUCUAGUGGAUGCUGGUGCACAUAUUGAUCUACGUAAUGAUAAAGGAUUAACACCAUUGGAUCUAUUGGAUGAUAAACCAUUAAGAUUGAAAAAUCGUUGUAAAAUUCAAUAUGUUACAUUACAAUGUUUAUGUGCUCAAACAAUUAUCAAAAAUAAUGUUGUUAUAAUCAAUGAAACAAUACCAAAAGAUUUACGAAAUUUUAUUAAUGAUCAUCAACCAAAAGAUUUUUUCAAUGCCAUAUUUUCAGCUUUUACUACUAAUACAACAACUAGUACUACUAGUGAAUCAUCAUCAAGAAAUGAUUAAUUCAAUUCAUUAUAAUAAUAAAAUUAAAGUUAAUCAUCAAAUUUAGUCAUCAUCAUCAUCAUCAUCAUCAUCAUUUCAUCAUUUGAAUGGUCUUCGAAUUUUAUCUUUACUUUUUCACUAGAUUUCAUCAUCAUCAUCAUCAUAUUCAUUAUUUGGAUCCUAAUUUUUUUUUCUAUACGUUCCAUCCGUUUUGAAAAAAAACAAUGAAAACAAAACUGUCUCGCACAUAAUUUACACAUAAUGGAAAAUUAACCUAAUUCUUCUAAUCAUAAUAAUGAAUUCUUUUAUUUUGUUU
Messenger RNA from Dermatophagoides farinae (American house dust mite), 2523 nucleotides. RefSeq names its product protein fem-1 homolog C. Gene Ontology annotation, molecular function: protein binding. The record is from RefSeq and is a predicted model, not a curated record. NCBI's taxonomy places the organism in Eukaryota, Metazoa, Arthropoda, Arachnida, Sarcoptiformes, Pyroglyphidae. Gene Ontology annotation, cellular component: ubiquitin ligase complex. Gene Ontology annotation, biological process: ubiquitin-dependent protein catabolic process.